ACUUACAACAUGUCCAACAUGUUCAAGUUGAUGACAUGGUUCUCUAUGUUGUGUGUUACCGGUUCAACUUUAGUUUUAGGGCGAAAUAACACCGCAAAGGACAUAUUUAUCCUAGCAGGACAAAGCAACAUGGCCGGCCGGGGUGGUGUCAAUCAUGGGAAGUGGGACGGUAACAUCCCGCCUGAAUGCAAACCAAAGCGGUCCAUCCUCCGCUUCACCGCGAACCUUGAUUGGGAAGUAGCAAGGGAACCCCUACAUGUAGACAUUGAUAUAGGAAAGGUUUGUGGGGUUGGACCUGGGAUGGCAUUCGCUAACGAGAUCAUUCGAUCACACAGGUCCAGAACCGGCAUCAUCGGCUUGGUCCCUUGUGCUGUUGGUGGGACUUCCAUAAACAAAUGGGGAAAAGGAAGCCGUUUGUAUGAUCAAUUGGUGAAACGAGCCAAUGAGGCAUUGAAGGAUGGUGGUGGAACCAUAAGGGCCAUAUUGUGGUUUCAAGGUGAGAGUGAUACAGUUAAUAAAGAUGAUGCUGAGACAUAUAAAGGGAAGAUGGUGAUGCUCAUUGAGGACUUGCGUUUGGAUCUUAAUCUUCCCUCUCUACCUUUUAUCCAGGUCGUACUUGCCUCCGGAGAAGGUACAAUUACAAAUAUAGAGAUGGUGAGAAAAGCUCAAAUGGGGAUAAAGAUGAAGAAUGUAAAGUGUGUGGAUGCCAAGGGGUUACCUCUAAAUGCAGAUAAUCUUCACCUUACUACCAUGUCAGAGGUCAAGCUUGGUCUCAAAUUGGCUUAUGCUUUUCUCCUUUCUUUUUCCCAUUUUCAUUGAUCAAAUCACUUUGUCAAAUUACUACUAACACUAGUAAUUAAAGAAGAAAAGAUCAAUCUCCAUUUUGCAUGCAUGUUGAAUAAGUUCACUGUUUGGUGGAAGUCCCAAUCAAUCCAAUACAUAUCCUUGACUACAA
Molecule: messenger RNA, 955 nt
Organism: Gossypium arboreum
Lineage: Eukaryota; Viridiplantae; Streptophyta; Magnoliopsida; Malvales; Malvaceae
Product: probable carbohydrate esterase At4g34215
Exons: 2
Coding region: 10-819 (269 amino acids)
Source: RefSeq, a predicted model, not a curated record